AUCUCCAAACGUCCACCCCACUAUUAAUUUCCAUGAUUGAGCUAGAAGCCUAAAAGAGACAGCCGCUUGAAUUUAUGGGCCCUAUUAUAUGUAGUAAUGGGCCAUAUUGGGCCCCCGUAUAGAGUCCAGAAAAGCUCUCCCGCGCAAGGUUAGCAUCCCGAGAAUUAAAACAUAUCUUUUUUAUUAUUUGAACGAAUGAGUUCGAGCUUCGCUGAAGCAAAUCAGAUGGAGAAGGAAGAGUCGCUGAAACUGGCGAUCGCUGUUUCUCUGAUUCAAUCGAAGAUCCAGAACCGUAGAUCUUCUUCUGAUGCUCUUCGCUGGAAGCACAAGGCUAAAGAGAGGAAGAAAGAGAUAAUGAGACUCCAGGAAGAUCUCAAGCAUGCUGAAAGUGGUUCACAUUGUUAUUUAUUCCCAGAGAAUGCUUCUUGCAAGUGUUAUUUCUUUGAUAACUUGGGAGAGUUCAGCGGCAGGCGGUCUCAAACAAGAUUCAGUGAUGUUCUUCGUCGUAGAUUUAUCAGAUUAGCAAGGACAAGGGGGAGAAGGAAAUCAACUCGACCAUCUCAAAGAUUGCGGCUCUCAGAACCGGGAUAUGUAGAGGAAGCAGAGCAUCUAAAGAUUUCUAUUGAUUUUCUACUGGAACUUGCUGAAGCAGACUCCAAUUCCUCUAAUUUCAGCAAUUGGUCACAUGAGGUUGUAGAUUUCAUAUUAGCUUCACUGAGGAAGCUUAUAUCGAUGGGGAGAAACUUGGAAGCUGUUGAAGAAUCUGUUAGUUACAUGAUUACACAGUUGAUCAAAAGAAUGUGCACUCCCUUUAUAGGAAAUGAGGUUAAGCAACUAGAAACAAGUGCCGGGCUUUAUGUUCAACAUCUGAUCCGUAAACUGGGAAGUGAUCCAUACAUUGGACAGCGUGCAAUAUUUGCUGUCUCUCAGAGACUAUCCAUUCUAGCCGAAAACUUACUGGUCAUGGACCCAUUUGAUGAAUCAUUCCCAGAGAUGGAUGAGUGCAUGUUUAUAUUGAUACAGCUUAUUGAGUUCCUGAUAUGUGACUAUCUGCUACCUUGGGCUGAGAGUGAAGCAUUUGAAACUGUUGUGUUUGAGGAGUGGAUAGCAUCAGUAAUCCAUGCGAGGAAAGCAGUAGCAGCUUUGGACGAAAGAAACGGAUUGUAUCUUCUUUACAUGGACCGAGUCACAGGGGAACUAGCUAAACGAGUUGGUCAAGUCACAUCUUUCCCGGAGGUGGAGCCAUCCAUUUUGGACAAAAUCUUAGCCUACCCAGAAUGAUUACCUUUCAGGUCAUGACGACGACCAAGCUGGUCAAACGAGGAAGCUUGGAGUUUUCAUAAGGAAAAGAGGAGGAGGAGGAUACAGAAGGGCUCGCACCACCACAUCAGCUUCUGCAACGCUUUUGUCAGGCUCCUUCCAUAUGACUGCUUGCCUUGUCUCCUCGUUCCUGCUCUCUCUUAUUUUCUAGGUUUUUCUACUGUCAAAAGUGGUCUCUUUUUUUUUUUUUUAAUUUCUUUACAAGAAUUGUAGUGGUCGAUAGUAGUUAAUGUCAACAUGAAUCUGUAUUCUCUAUAUUGUACACAAGUGGGUACAACAUGAAGAUUGUGAGCUC
Molecule: messenger RNA, 1615 nt
Organism: Brassica napus (rape)
Lineage: Eukaryota; Viridiplantae; Streptophyta; Magnoliopsida; Brassicales; Brassicaceae
Product: protein MULTIPOLAR SPINDLE 1
Exons: 11
Coding region: 196-1281 (361 amino acids)
Biological process (GO): meiotic DNA double-strand break formation; meiotic spindle organization
Source: RefSeq, a predicted model, not a curated record